Molecule: messenger RNA, 1476 nt
Organism: Neogale vison (American mink)
Lineage: Eukaryota; Metazoa; Chordata; Mammalia; Carnivora; Mustelidae
Gene: SMIM19
Product: small integral membrane protein 19
Exons: 4
Coding region: 86-409 (107 amino acids)
Source: RefSeq, a predicted model, not a curated record
CCCGCGCGUCCGGCGAGACUCCGGGGGGAAAGAGCCCCGAGCGGAGCAGCCUGGCCGCGUGCCGCCUCCCGAGCCAGCAGCCCCCAUGCCUGCAGGUUACGGGGUGAUGGGUGACGAUGGCUCUAUGGAUUAUAGCGUUCAUGAGGCCUGGAACGAAGCCACCAAUGUUUACUUGGUAGUGAUCCUUGUUAGCUUUGUUCUCUUCAUGUAUGCCAAGAGGAAUAAAAGGAAAAUUAUGAGGAUAUUCAGUGUGCCACCUACAGCAGAAACUUUAUCAGAGCCCAGCUUUUAUGACACAAUGAGCAAAAUCCGUUUAAGACAACAACUGGAAAUGUAUUCCAUCUCAAGGAAGUAUGACUAUCAGCAGCCACAAAACCAAGCUGACAGCGUGCAACUCUCUUUGGAAUGAAAUCACAGAAAACGAACAACAUAAGUAAUGGUUCAGCAGUCUGGUAGUAAGCUCCUAAAUAUACUAAAUCAUGGACAGCAUUUUUUUUUCCAAACCCUACGUCCCUAAAAUCACUUCACUUGUCAUUUCUCUCCAGUUUUAUUUUUCUUUUCAAAAUUAUAUCGCCAAGUCAUUUAUUAUACCAAAAAAGGGGGAAGGGGAAACAGGGGAGGAACAGACUAUAACCAGGGAUGGUGAUUUUACCUUGUGAAGACCUUUGAUUUCUUCAGGAUACAGUCAGUGAGGAAUAGAAAUACAUCUUUGGAAGUGACACUGGAGAGUAUGCCACUGUGAUUUAAAACAUUUUUGUGAAAUUCAAAAAUAAAAAUCCAGUCCUUGGAAGAAUAUCAUCCUCUUCAGUCGUAUUCUGUGAUGAAUGUAAUACAGGUAGUGGACAAAUUUGUGUUCUCACUGCUGUCCUUACUGCGCUUUAAUUGAAUUAACGAUCUUCGCUGCUUCCGCACUUGUGCAGGAGACUGUCUUUUCUACUCUCUGCUAAUUGUGGAAGCUUUCUGGGAUUGGAAUAUUUUCCCUUCAUUGUGUUCCCAGGAACUUGUUUGCAUUUUUUUUUUUUUUUAAAUCCCCCAGUUUCAUCCCAUCAGAACAGUCUUCUUUGGACCAUGCCGGAGGCAUGCCGCUGAAUAAUAUACCCCUGUAUACUGGUGUUGGCAACUUGCUUCUUGGCCGUGUAACUCUCAAGUUUAAUGUGACUGGUUCCUUACACUUUUCUAUUCUAGCAUAAUUAAACUUCCCUGAAAACUCUCCUUUCUUGUACCGUACAUUGAAAUGUUUUUACCUAGUUUUUCAAGUUUAUUUAAAUAAAAGCUUGUGGGAGGUAGUGGCCGGGAAAUUUACCUGUCCCCAUCACUGUCGUAGAAUUAGUUUUUGAAUCAAAGCUCGUCUUGAUUUUAAGAGUUAGAGUUAAUAUUUCAAGCAUUGUUUCCUUUUCCCUUUAUAACUGUGAAGUAAAGAACAUAAAUUUUAAAUGGAAAGAUUUAGACUAAAUAAAAUUAUGGAGGGAAAUUGCA